AUGAAGGUGGUCGCAAAGUUUGCUGUUUCUAUCGGCUUCAUUGCUAGACUAGCCCUCGCGCAAGACCAUGGCGAAGAUGCCAGUCGCGAGAUGGGACCUGUAGCAUUUAUGUGGCCACCAGAUCGUCUUUGGGGUGCUGACCAAGAUAAUCGCGCCCCUUGUGGCUCGGCUGCGAGUGUCGCCAACAGGACAAUUUUCCCACUGUUAAAUGGACAGAUUGCACUGGUAGCACAGGACGAAUCCUGGCAAAUACAGGUUGCCAUCUCGCACAGCAACAAUCCUCUCUCGAACGACGACUUCGAGGCUGUCAUUGCACCCACCAGGAUUCCAGAGCUCAAUGAGGGACAUCAGUGUUAUCCGAUCCCAAACCCGGCAGCUGAUGUUGAAGCAGGCGCCAAUGCCACUCUUCAAAUCAAGUACACUUCCGACUUUGAUACAGACUUGAAUGAAACUUUCUAUGCAUGUGCAGACAUCACUUACGUUGCUACCAGUCAGUUCAAUGUGCAGGUGCCUUGCUUCAAUGCCACGGUCGAUGAUUUCGACCUUCCUGAGGAGAAUGAUGAUGACGGUGACGACAACAGCUCAACCUCUACAGGCUCAGCCGCAGGUGCCUCGUCGACCGCUUCGGGUGCUGUGACGACCUCGUCUGGCUCUUCCUCCAGACUUUCUGGUGGUGCAAUAGCUGGCAUUGUCGUUGGCGUCGUAGGUGGACUUCUAUUUCUUGCCGGCGGUUUCUUCUUCCUCUGGCGACGAGGCCAACGGAACAGGCGUCUUCGACAGCAACAGGCCAAUGUCAGGAACGUCAAAUGGGAGGAGCAUACAUCAGGAGCGCCACCUUCCCAGAGUUCGUCUCAGGAUAUUGGACUAAGGAAACUUUAG
Molecule: messenger RNA, 879 nt
Organism: Exophiala aquamarina CBS 119918
Lineage: Eukaryota; Fungi; Ascomycota; Eurotiomycetes; Chaetothyriales; Herpotrichiellaceae
Exons: 3
Coding region: 1-879 (292 amino acids)
Source: RefSeq, a predicted model, not a curated record